AGUAAAUAAAUACAAAAAGUAUAUUCUGUGAUACAAAACUUAUCCAGAGAUAAGCCGAAAACUUUGCCAUUUUUACGGAUUAUAUUGGUUUAUCAUAAAGCUUUCUAUCAUUAGUAUCGUAGUUUAGUUAAUGAUGUGAUUAUUAUCAGUGUGAUAGUAUUUAGUAUUGUCAAAGUUAUUUAAAUACAAGAAUUGGAUAUCAAGAUGAUUUCAAAGGCGUUACUUUUUAAAAUCUUUCUAUUAAUUUUUCCUAUUACCGUGUAUUUUAGUAAUUUUAUUCUACCAAUGAGUGGACUGGCCCUUAUUUCAGUCUCACUAUGUGUAUGUUUUGUUUCAAUGUGCAUUACCUUUGUGGGUUUACACAGACUGCUACAGUAUAAAGAGCCUAUACCUGUCCAAUUUUUUCAAGAUUAUAUGCGGUAUCUUGGCGUCCGAAUAUCUAUUCCUCAGAAAAAACCAAUACCGAAACCAAACAUUGAUUCCGUUAAGAAAUUAACUUCUGAAUUAGAUACAUAUUUUAUAUCUAAGUGGUAUGUCGAUAUAAGUAAGGAUUCAAAUUUUCCUAAUGAAAGCAGAGCAUUUAUGGAAGAAGUAUUAACUCGUUUAAUUGAUGUUCAGUUGCAAGUAAAUAAUAAGCAAGUACUACAUGGAGUACUCAAUAUAUUCUUGAGACACUUAAAAGAAUUUAGACGAAGCGUUAAGAGAAGAGAAAAAUAUAAUUGCGCAAUAGAGGAUUUAUACAGAUAUUCUCAUCUAUGUAGUACACUAAAUAUUAAAAAGCCCAAAGAUUAUUUCUUACAACAACUUACAAUAAAUCUUUUGAGACAUUUUAUUAAUUCAGAACUAUGGAAUUCAUUGCCAUGCCAUAUCUUAGUUUCAAUACUUGCAAGAAAAUUCAUCUGUUAUUUAGUAGAUUUGUGUUCCGAUCCUGAAGUUCUAAAUUACUUAAUAUUAACCAACGUUUCUUCGAAAAGCGUUCAGGAAAAAUUAAGAUUGAAAGAAUAUGGGAGAAUCUCUCUAGUGCAGUUUUUUGAUACAGUUGACAGUAAGACAGUAAAUAUAGAUAAUAUGGAAAACAAAGAUGGAAUUGAUGGCCAUGAUGUAAUUGGAAAUACAGAAGUUAAACCUCUAGAAAAUGAAACAGCAGCUGAUGUUAAAUCUGAACCAAUCACUGAGCCUUCAGAAUCAAAACCUAAAGAAGUAAAAGAGGACACAAGUGAUAAAAUUGUUUAUAGAAUUAAACCAAAAAGUCAUAUACAAAAGGAUACCAUUACAACCAUUCCAAGAUCACCAAAGAAAACUGAUUCCGUUAAAAUCUAUGAGCCAAAAAGUACUUCAAAGACAUGGAGAGAUUCCAGAGAUUUGGCUUGCAUAUCACUCGGACAAGAUCCUUUGGAUGCAUUAGCAACAGCUACUGAUGGUUCUAGUAAAAAUAUUAAACAUAAUUUUUGGGACACUGCAGUAAUAUCAGAAGAAAACAAACAAGAUUCGCCAUCUAGUGCUGCACAUAUUUUUAAUGAAGUUAUGAAUAUGACUUCAAUGGAAGGACUUAAGAGUUCAAUCAAGCCAAUUAGUGACGCUACCGAGCGUACGCUGCACAAUAUAAAAGACCUGCAGGAAACCACGGUACAUAACGCUUUGCACAAGAUCGGAGAUUUCCAGGUAACUCAUACACAAAGAAAGAGAGUAGACUCUCUAAACUACUUACACUACUUGCCACCAAAUACUCUUAUGCAUUCUUCCGUUCUAUCCAACACUCAACGUCUUCUUCACGCUCGGCGAGAGGAUGAAGCAGCAGGCAUGGUUGAAGGCAUUCUUGAUUUUGGUAGAGCUGGGUUCAGAAAAGGCCUACGCUUAACAGGUCUUCAAGAUAAUAUAGAAAACGCUAAAGCAACUUUGACAGGUAUUCCUAUUGCCAAGUCCGCACAAAGAUCCAUGAGGGAUCAGGUGAAGAAGAAACUGGAAGAAUUAAGGAAGUCUGAUUCGGAUUCGUUGGAGAAAAUUAGUUCGGCGGAAAGCGUGGAAUCGGUAUGGAUAAACCCGUUGGAUUCGCCUCAUCUUGAAGAUAUACCAGAAAAAUCUGGAAAGACUGUAACACACGGUCCGGAUAAAACUCCUUCGGGUGAUAGUGUUUCUAUACCUUCUAUUUCCACGGAACAACCAGCCGACUCGGACAGUCCAGAUCCAGAAUACGAGGAUACGGCAGAUUUGGCUUCCAGCAUUGCCAAAUUACGGUCCUUGUUGCAACAGAGAUCGUCGGAAUCUAAUUUAUCUACACCAGCUUUAAGUCCCAUGCCCGAAGAUUACAUUCAGAAACAGGUCGAAUCGGAAAAUGUUUCCGAUGUAGAAGCUAUGGAAGUGGACGGAAUGAUGCCCAACUUUUACAAGUUCUGUGCUAAGACAGCCUCUGGUGUUUUAUCCAACACGCUAAACACCAUAAAAACAGCUCUGCCGGGAAAUAAUCCAGGACAGGUUUAUACCGUUGAGAGAUGGAAAUUUAAAACAGAGUCUCAGGAAUCGGAAACCUUAAUCCGAAUGAAGAAACUUCUUAGUGAACGUAAGGAGUACUGCAUUUUGGAUAAAGAAAUUGAUACUGGAUAUGAUGCUUUAGAUUCGGUGGAUAUAUUUCAACAAUCGCCAGUGUUAAUAUCCAAUGUUACAUUUGAAGACGAAUUAGACGACUUCGAAGGAAAAAUACCAGUAACUAAAGUACUCUUGGACAUAUUCUGCGAACUCUUGGCUGAUAGUAAUUCUCCAUUGAUACAGGAACCCGUAAUUAAAGGAAUACUUUUGACUUGCGGCAGUUAUGUGGAGUGCAAAAUCGAAAAUCAGAUACACGAAUCCUUGGCGCAUUUUGCCGAACAUCUAGUCACAAUACCGGAGACCUCAAAUACAAACGUAUUGCUAAUGGAUUUAGACGAUUAUAUCGAGGCUAUGAAAAGUGGCAUUCCAGAUUUGAUUAAGUACGUGUUUCGCAAACAUGUUCUACAUAAUACUAUCAAGCUAUUUAUUUCCUCGUUGCAAAAGAAAAAGAUUAACCAGGACGUGGUGUUACAAGUAUUUGAACUUGUAGCUAUGAAGCUGAUUGAAGAGAGCACUCAAGUAUCCCCGCCGGCGUCCGCUUAGGAAACGCCCCAACUAAACCAGUAUUAAGUUUAAAUGCAUUUAAUUGGUGUUAUUUAAGGCUUUAAUGUGACAAGCGUCUAUGUACACCCCAACAAAACAUGCCGGAAAGCUUUUGCGCAGGCGUAUUCUUGGUUUUGGGUCGGGUAUUAAACAAAAAAUAAUAAUCUCAGAGAUUAACCAACACGUGUUUUGAUUACUAUUACCGAUAGCUGUAAAAAAAUACAAACAUCUGUAAAAAAUAAAUAAAAAAAAUCUAUAAUUGUUGAACUCGAACCCGGUCCUGAAACGCCCUCGUUACCAAUCGUUACCAAUGGACACAGCUGCUUUUUUGUACAGGGGUUCUAACUAGGCAUUACUACUUGCGUCUAGCCGUACCGUGCAACUCUCCAACUUCAUCCCACAGUUCCCGCCAAAUUUAAAUCGUGGGUUAUUUUCUUGUCUUUUAUUAUAAACUUGUAAUUUUCGAGAGUAAGUUCUUAAGUAAUAGUAGCAAUAACUAAAGAAUACAAGGACAUAUAACCCAAGACCAAAUUGUUACCAUGGCUCCAAACAAUUCCGUGAACAUAUAUUUUUCUUAACUUAUCUGCUUGAAGGGAUAUUUAUAUUUUUGAUAAAUGUUUUGACUAAGCCUAUGGUGUAGGCGGUGGUAUCAUAUUAAUUAAUUACGAAAAAAACGUAUUAAAAUGUCAACAAAAGGUACAAAACUAGUAUCGACGAUUAGCACAUAUCAAGUACAUAUAGUAUCAGAAAAAUAAUUACCAAAUUCAAUAAGAAAACGCUAA
Messenger RNA from Sitophilus oryzae (rice weevil), 3908 nucleotides. RefSeq lists its product as uncharacterized. Lineage: Eukaryota; Metazoa; Arthropoda; Insecta; Coleoptera; Curculionidae. Bases 205 to 3126 code for a protein of 973 amino acids. The record is from RefSeq and is a predicted model, not a curated record. Gene Ontology annotation, molecular function: phosphatidylinositol binding. Gene Ontology annotation, cellular component: intracellular membrane-bounded organelle. The transcript is spliced from 12 exons.